Amborella trichopoda is the source of this 1714-nucleotide messenger RNA. Its product is annotated as protein WALLS ARE THIN 1. Gene Ontology annotation, molecular function: transmembrane transporter activity. Lineage: Eukaryota; Viridiplantae; Streptophyta; Magnoliopsida; Amborellales; Amborellaceae. Gene Ontology annotation, cellular component: membrane. The record is from RefSeq and is a predicted model, not a curated record.
AUGAGGUUACGCUUCAUUGCUGGGGGCAUAGAGGAAAUCAUUGAAGGUAAGAGUGUCCCCACUAAGAAGAAGAAGAAGCUUUAUGAUCACCUCUAUGUGGACCUAAGAAGAGUUUCCGAUAUAAAGCUUCUAAUUACUAAUCUUCUGUCUAAACUCCAUGACGUGCUCCUUGCUUGUGGUGAUAUGCCUUCUUACGUUCGAGUCAAUCCACCAACCAUUGGAUGGGUGGCCAUGAAAGACUCUUCUACUAUGAAUGCAAUAUCCUAUGAGUGGCUAGAUUUGCCGACUCUCGGUGAGCUGCAACCAAAGAAGAAUUUUUUCGAACAGUUUAGUUCGCAUUGCUGUGAUGCAACAAAAACUAAUAAAGUAAGGAACAAACUGCUGGUGUCUAGGGAAGCUCUCAACAUGGGUGUCAGCAAGAUUGUUUUCCCUGUGUAUAGGAACAUAAUUGCAGUCCUGUUGCUCGGCCCAUUUGCCUAUUUUCUUGAGAGGAAAGAACGACCUCCUCUCACAUUCUCGUUUCCUGUUCAGUUCUUUCUUCUUGCGUUAUGCGGGAUUACUGCAAAUCAAGGAUUUUAUCUGGUGGGCUUGUACUAUGCCUCUCCUACCUUUGCAUCUGCCAUACAGAAUUCAGUGGCUGCAAUCACAUUUGCCAUGGCUGCUGCUCUAAGGCUGGAGCAGGUUCAUAUUAUGAGGAGAGAUGGGGUGGCAAAAGUGGCGGGAACAAUUGCUUGUGUGGGUGGGGCAUCCAUCAUCACCCUCUUCAAGGGUCCACCAUUACUACACCAUCAUUCCCUUAUUUCCUCGGAGAAGACAGAGAACUGGAAAUUGGGUUGCCUUUACCUUUUUGGGAACUGCUUGGCCUGGUCUGGUUGGAUAGUCCUGCAGGCGCCUGUACUUAAGAAGUACCCGGCAAGGAUAUCUGUUACUUCCUUCACCUGCUUCUUUGGGGUCAUCCAGUUCUUGAUCAUAGCCGCCUUUGUAGAAGCAGAUGCUCAGCAUUGGAUCAUCCAAUCCAAGGAGGAGCUCUUCACCAUCCUAUAUGCUGGCUUUGUGGCAUCUGGAAUUGCUUUCUCUGUUCAGAUAUGGUGCAUUGAUAGAGGAGGCCCCAUGUUUGUUGCUGUUUAUCAGCCUGUGCAAACCAUUGCUGUUGCCAUUAUGGCUUCCAUGAGUCUUGGUGACCAGUUAUACACAGGAGGCAUUGUUGGAGCUAUUUUGAUAGUGGUGGGUCUUUACUCGGUGCUACGGGGUAAGAGUAAGGAAAACAAUUUGAAGGGUGAAGGAAAAGGAGAUAAGUUGAGACAACGUUUGGUCUCUAAUGACAAGUCACAGGCAGAAGGUGCAGUUAUUGCUGUUUCAUCAGACAUGCCUUGAAUGAGAGAGAUGGAGAGAUCCUCCAUUACUGCCCUGAAACCACCCAUAUAUGGUUCAUUUGCAGAUACCCAACCUGAGACAUUUACCUCAUACUUUUUGCUUGUUGGUUUGAGCUGGAAACCGUGGUGGAAAAGCCACUCCCGAUGCUUUCUCUCUUAGUGUAGUUUACUAUCAUUAUAUUUCCAGUUCUGAGAUUGGAUCAGAUACCCUAUAACGUGUACUGAUUCUGAGCAAAUGGCUCCUGACAAUGUCAACAUGAAUGCCUAGUUACUUACAUGACGCCUACAUGUGAAAUGAAACCGCUCUUUAAAAAAUUAUGAAAGGGUUGGUGUUCAUGUGA